This is a messenger RNA of Verticillium dahliae VdLs.17, 936 nucleotides long. RefSeq names its product peroxisomal membrane protein PMP47B. Gene Ontology annotation, molecular function: ATP transmembrane transporter activity; NAD transmembrane transporter activity; AMP transmembrane transporter activity. The record is from RefSeq and is a predicted model, not a curated record. The transcript has 4 exons. Bases 1 to 936 code for a protein of 311 amino acids. Lineage: Eukaryota; Fungi; Ascomycota; Sordariomycetes; Glomerellales; Plectosphaerellaceae. Gene Ontology annotation, cellular component: peroxisomal membrane.
AUGUCGAAGCCCGUCCUCCCCCAGAAUGACAACGUCGCCCACGCCCUCGCCGGCGCUGGCGGCGGUCUCCUGUCCAUGGCUCUGACCUACCCCCUCAUCACUCUUUCGACCCGCGCCCAGGUCGAGUCCAAACGCGCCGAGUCUCGCUUCAUCGACGCCGUGCAGAACAUCAUCGCGCGCGAGGGUGUCUCGGGCCUCUACUCGGGCCUCAACUCGGGCCCUCUUCGGCAUCAGCGUCACCAACUUUGUCUACUACUACUGAAGGCCACCGCCUCCCGCCCCGGCCGCGUCGCCGGCAAGCUCACGACCGUCGAGUCCAUGCUCGCCGGCGCCCUCGCCGGUAGCGCCACCGUCAUCAUCACGAACCCCAUCUGGGUCGUCAACACGCGCGUCACCACCCGCGGUCGCGCUCAGGAGGAGAAGGUCAAGGAGGGCGACGAGGAGGCCCAGGUGGAGAAGAAGAAGAAGGCCAAGGCCCCCAGCACCCUCGGCGUGCUCCUGGCCCUCCUCAAGUACGAGGGACCCCAGGCCCUGUUCGCGGGCGUCAUCCCCGCCCUGGUCCUCGUCAUCAACCCUAUCCUUCAGUACACGCUCUUUGAGCAGAUGAAGAACUCGGUCGAGAAGAAGAGGCGCGUGACGCCCACUAUUGCCUUCUUCCUCGGCGCCCUGGGCAAGCUCUUUGCCACAUCCGUGACGUACCCCUACAUCACGGUCAAGAGCCAGAUGCACGUUGCCGCCCACGGCGAGAAGAAGGAGGGCGUCUUCCAGGCGAUCAACCGCGUCGUCAAGGAGGAGGGAUACAAGGGUCUCUACAAGGGCAUCGGCCCCAAGGUGACCCAGAGCGUCCUGACGGCUGCUCUUCUCUUCGCCUUCAAGGAUGUGCUCUACGAGCAGACUGUCAAGCUUCGCCUUGCCGCUGCCAAGAAGCGUGCUUGA